UUGUCUCUGGUUCUAUGAAUACGUCUUGUCUUGUCAAGUCAAUCAGCUGUUUGAUAUUUUUGUUUUGUUUUUGUGACAGCAUCAAAAGAAAAAUGGCUGAUAUAAAAUCUCUGGAACAUCCUACUUUGAAAGUCCCUUAUGAAAUCCUGAAUAAGGAAUUUCGUAAAACACAAAAGAACAUUGAUCGGGAAAUAUCUCACAUAAACACCGCUUCUUCGGAGAUCAACAAAUUUUGUUCUGGUGAAAAUGUGAAAGCUAGAGAUGUUGGCUCCCUAUUAGGGGGUAUGGUGGAAAAGCUACAGGUUUUGAAGAGAAAAGCUGAAGAAGGUAUCGCUGAGGAACUGAGCACUAGUAAUACUUGUAAAAAACGUUUAGAUCAUUUGAAAGAGCAAGCGGAAGCUGUCACAAACCCCAAUGUAUCUCAAGGGAUGCUGAAUCAGUGGAGACGUAAACGGUUAGAUAGGAUGGUUGUAGAAUAUUUCUUGAGGAAUGGUUAUUAUAAUGCUGCUAUAAAGCUUGCUGAAAGAUCAGGAGUGAAGGACUUGACAAAUAUUGACAUCUUCCUGACAUCCAGGGAGGUAGAAAAAUCUUUAGCUAGAAAAGAAACAGCAAAGUGUCUGGCUUGGUGCCAUGAUAACAAAUCCAAAUUGAGGAGACUCAAAUCCAAUAUGGAGUUCAACAUUCGUAUUCAAGAAUUUGUAGAGCUUGUCAGGGCCGAUAAAAGAAUGGAUGCUGUCAAACAUUCCAGAAAGUACUUUCCAAUUUUUCAAGACGAACACCUGGAUAAGAUAAAAGAAGUCAUGGGUUUGCUGGCUUUUCCUAAUAACACACAAAUAGCUCAUUACAAAGCCCUAUUAGACGCUAACAGAUGGGAUACAUUGAUUGAAGAGUUUAGGCAAGAGAAUUAUAGGUUAUUCCAGUUGGCUUCGCAGUCAGUGUUCACUGUUGCGUUAGAAGCAGGCUUGUCAGCAUUGAAAACACCUCAGUGUUACUCUGAAGAUGAAGCUAGGAACCCAGCUUGCCCUGUUUGUCAGGAGGAUAUGAAUAAAUUAGCUGAACCUUUGCCGUUUGCACACUGCUCUCAGUCCAGACUCUACUGCCAUAUUAGUGGUCUACCUCUGAAUGAAAAUAACCAGCCUAUGAUGCUUCCAAAUGGUUGUGUUUAUGGAGAACAGGCCUUGGCGCAAAUGGCAAGGGAAAACAACGGUCAAAUAAUAUGCCCUAAAACGAAAGAAGUGUUUCCCUUCAAGAAAGUUGAUAAAGUAUUUGUAAUGUAAAUAUAAAUGUGAUUGGCUUUUUUAGAGCACUAAGCAUUUAUUUACAAUGUAAAUAGUAUUUUCUUGGAUAAGUGAACAUAUAAUACCAUGCAAUAUCUUUUCUUCUGUUACUGCAAGAACUUUCUUUAAUUUCAAAGAAUUUCUUGCUCUUCCAUGAUUAAAGUAUUAGAAUUGAAUGUUAAUCAUUGUUUACUAAAAUUCUAUCUUUUAACAUUUGAUGAAUUUAUGAAUGUAAUUGUCAAAUCAAAAUCAAGUGAAAUUCAAUAAAAAAUAUCAACUUCA
Messenger RNA from Coccinella septempunctata (seven-spotted ladybird), 1559 nucleotides. It is a transcript of the gene Kaz, whose product is annotated as E3 ubiquitin-protein transferase MAEA. The record is from RefSeq and is a predicted model, not a curated record. The coding region runs from base 15 to 1277 and encodes 420 amino acids. The transcript is spliced from 6 exons. Lineage: Eukaryota; Metazoa; Arthropoda; Insecta; Coleoptera; Coccinellidae. Gene Ontology annotation, biological process: proteasome-mediated ubiquitin-dependent protein catabolic process. Gene Ontology annotation, cellular component: cytoplasm; GID complex; nucleus. Gene Ontology annotation, molecular function: protein binding; ubiquitin protein ligase activity.